Neurospora hispaniola is the source of this 1096-nucleotide messenger RNA. RefSeq lists its product as uncharacterized. The coding region runs from base 93 to 938 and encodes 281 amino acids. NCBI's taxonomy places the organism in Eukaryota, Fungi, Ascomycota, Sordariomycetes, Sordariales, Sordariaceae. The transcript has 3 exons. The record is from RefSeq and is a predicted model, not a curated record.
UCCUGUGAAAUUUCCUGUACGAUCCGUUCUCCGUCCAACAUUCUGAACGGUUCCAGUCGAGCUUCACGGUUUUCCUCCCCAGUCCAGACACAAUGCGCUUCUCUACGUCCACCAUCGUCCUGGCAUUGCCUCUGUUGGCAGCUGCCGAAAGUCCCCUCGAUCAGUACAAGGCCAAGUUUCAAAACUUCCUCGGAAGCUUUGCUGGUACUGCUGGUGGCGCUGCCGUUCCCCAGGCCGACGAGGUUCCUCAGCAGAAACCCAUUGUUUCCGACACCGAGUCUGCCACCAGCAGCUCAGUAGAGCCCAAGCACAUUGAGCGCCUCACGCUCGCGAACUGGAAGGAUACCUUGUACGCACCCGUCCAGCCCGAGGCCACUACCCCCGAGGAGUGGUGGGUUUUGGUUACUGGUGGUAACAAGACGUGCUUUGGCCGCUGCGGACCCGUCGAAAAGGCCUUUGGCGAGACGGUGGAGAAGUUCUCGACUAUCCCCAACUCUCCCCAUGUAGCCGUUCUGGAUUGUGAAGAGGAGCCUGUCCUCUGCAAUGUCUGGUCCGCUGGCGCUUCGUCCCUCUGGGUCUUCGAUAUGCUCCCCCCGCCCGCCGCCGUCGAUGUUUACUGGAAGCGCCUAAACUUCACCACCAUCACGGCGGCCGAUCUGCUCGAGACAUUCGAUAAGGAAACCACGGAGGGCAAGGAGGCCGCCGGCUUUCAACUCGUCGAAGGCGCGCUCCACCCCUUCGAUGGUACCCUUGCCCGGUAUAACCUGGCCGUCCCCAUUGCUUACGCCCUCCACUACUUGAGCAUCAUCCCCUCGUGGGCCAUGAUGCUCUUUGUAUCCUUCUUCAGCAGGACGAUGAUGAACCGCAGCGUGGGUGGCGCGCAGAACCGCCGUGCGAACCCUGCUCGUGGUGCCGCUCCCGGUGAUGGCCGUUCUUAGUUGAGACUGUUUAAACUCGUCGUUAAAGUGCUGUGCUCUACACGUAUCGUUGUCGCUCUUUUGACGGAUAUGAAGGAAAUGGCCUUCCAUGGCGUGGUUACACAGCCCAAGGGUGUCUUUCCAAAAUUUAUCCAAGUCUCACAGAUUAUGGACCUUUG